GGCCACCGAGCACCGCUCCAGCUGCACUGCGUGGCCCGGGGUGGGCGGCUCCAGGUGCCCGGGCGGCUGGGCUCGCUCCCCACGGGGGCUGUGGUGCAUGUUCGCCCCCUGCGAGUGCAUGAGGAGAGGCGGCAGGAGGACCAUGAAAAUGAUCCGGUUCCGGAGCUCGAGCAUCAGGUCCCUGAGCCAGGAGAUGAAAUGCCCCAUCCGGCUGCUGGACGACUCCGAGAUCUCCUGCCAUAUCCAGAAGGAGACCAAGGGGCAGUUUCUCAUAGAUCAUAUCUGCAACUAUUACAGCUUACUGGAAAAAGACUAUUUUGGAAUUCGAUAUGUCGACCCUGAGAAGCAACGGCACUGGCUUGAGCCCAACAAGUCUAUCUCCAAGCAAAUGAAAUCUCAUCCACCAUAUACCAUGUGCUUUAGAGUGAAAUUCUACCCACACGAACCCUUGAAGAUUAAAGAAGAGCUCACCAGAUAUCUUUUGUAUCUACAAAUAAAAAGAGACAUUUUCCAUGGCCGUUUGCUGUGCUCUUUUUCUGAUGCUGCAUACCUGGGUGCCUGUAUUGUCCAAGCUGAGCUUGGUGAUUAUGAUCCUGAUGAACACCCAGAGAAUUACAUCAGCAACUUCAAGAUUUUUCCGAAGCAAUCACAGAAGCUGGAAAGGAAAAUUGCGGAAGUACAUCAAAAUGAAUUCAGAGGGCAGAGCCCAGCUGUUGCUGAAUUUAAUUUACUACUGAAAGCACAUUCUUUGGAAACCUAUGGUGUUGAUCCCCAUCCUUGCAAGGAUUCAACUGGUACCACUACUUUUUUAGGAUUCACAGCAACAGGCUUUGUAGUUUUCCAGGGUAAUAAAAGAAUUCAUUUGUUAAAAUGGGCUGAUGUCUGCAAAUUGAAAUAUGAAGGGAAGACGUUUUAUGUGCUUGGAGCUCAGAAAGAGAAAAAGGCUGUGUUGUCAUUUCAUACCUCAACACCAGCAGCCUGCAAGCAUCUUUGGAAGUGUGGGGUGGAGAACCAGGCUUUUUAUAAGUAUGCAAAAUCAAGUCAGAUCAAGACAAUGUCCAGCAGCAAAAUAUUUUUUAAGGGCAGUAGAUUUCGAUAUAGUGGAAAGGUCGCCAAAGAGGUGGUUGAAGCAAGUUCUAAAAUCCAGAGAGAGCCUCCUGAAGUGCACAGAACCAACAUUCCUCAGAGCCGUAGCUCUCAUUCCUUGAAUAAACAACUCAUAAUCAAUAUGGAACCACUGCAGCCUCUUCUCCCUUCUCCAAGUGAGGAGGAAGAGGUUCCUUUAGAUGAAGUGUUACUGCUUUUUUUGACAGCUUCCUCAAGCAGCUCAGUAUUUGGAUAUGAAACCUGUACAGAUGGUAUGCAAUACCUGUAAUUCAUUCUUUGUUGAUGUUUCACUUGAACCUUGCACUUGCACACCAAUAUAUGUAGCUGCAUAUACCACUCAGCUUUUACAUUUGCCAAUCCAAAUUUGUAUGUCAAAGUAUGAGCUUCAUGUAUGCAGAAGGUACACAUGGAAAUCUUACGCAUGCAACUUAGUCAUACAACUUUACAUAUUUGGCCAUUUUUGCAGAACAAUCUUGAUGUUUUAAACACACAUUCUUAAAACUUAAAUACCCACCUGCAGAAGUAAAGAAACAGAUUGUUAGAGUCAGAUGAGUACAGGAAUCUGCUUCUUCAAGACAGGCCCAACAAGGAAAAUAACACAACACCACUAG
Pelodiscus sinensis (Chinese soft-shelled turtle) is the source of this 1718-nucleotide messenger RNA. The record is from RefSeq and is a predicted model, not a curated record. Lineage: Eukaryota; Metazoa; Chordata; Testudines; Trionychidae.